Coffea arabica (coffee) is the source of this 1941-nucleotide messenger RNA. RefSeq lists its product as uncharacterized. NCBI's taxonomy places the organism in Eukaryota, Viridiplantae, Streptophyta, Magnoliopsida, Gentianales, Rubiaceae. Gene Ontology annotation, molecular function: nucleic acid binding; zinc ion binding. The record is from RefSeq and is a predicted model, not a curated record.
AUGGAUCUCCAAGUUAGGGGUAGAGGACGUGGGAUACCAACUAGACAACACCCCGAGAGUGGUAGUGACAUGGGACCUGAGGUCAAUCUAGGCCAAGGGCAAGGGGGCGUGGCCGAAGACCAAGUGGCCACUGCAAUCAAUCGUAUCACUGAUGUCUUAGAGCGCUUGAUUGAACAUCAAGCCUCUGGACCAGUGCAUCACCAAGGAGGUCCAGCCGAUUCUGAUGAUCGGGCACUGGAGAGGUUUCUGAAGUUCGGACCUCCCAAAUUUUAUGGAGGACCUGAACCGGAAGUAGCUGAAAGUUGGUGGGAGAGAAUCUCCGACAUCUUCGUAGCUUUAAACUAUACGGAAGAGCGACAGGUGACUUUCGCCGCAUUCCAAUUUAAGGGAGCUGCUCGCUCCUGGUGGAAUUUGGUUAGGGUUAACUGGGAUAGGAACCAUACUCUUAGGACUUGGGCAAACUUCACGAGGGAGUUUAAUGCUAAGUUCCUCCCACCUCUCAUCCAAGAGAAGAGGGAGGAUGAUUUCAUCAAAUGCAAGCAAGGGACGAUGAGUGUCGCCGAGUAUGAGACUCAAUUCACGAAAUUGUCCCGUUAUGCUCCUGAAUUGAUAGCCACAGAGCAAAGACGUGUCAGGAGGUUUGUGCAGGGACUGAACGUGGAAAUACAAGAAGGAUUAGCCGCUGUUCGAAUAGACACUUUUGCCGACGCUGUUGAGAGAGCCCAACGGGUUGAAGUAGCCAGAGCCCAAGUAAAAUCUUUUCAGGUCAAGAAAAGAUUUGCUCAUAGUAGUAGUCGGGAGUCGACUUAUGGAAAUGCUCCACCGGCCAAAGUAGGUCGAGGAACGAGUGGAGUGAUUAGUUCUGGAGCACCGCGAGGCGCUCUAGCAAGAGGAGCUCGGAAUAGAAAUGCAGGGGGUGGAAAGAAUGGGACUAGAGGAGGACCAAAUGGAAGAGGCCAACCUAAGAAUGCCUCGCAAGAAGGUCGUGCGAUAACUCCACAGACAACUUGUGGGUACUGCAAGAGACCCGGUCAUACUGUGGAUGGUUGCUGGAGGAAGCAAGGAAAGUGCCUGAAGUGUCGAAAUAGCGAGCACCAAAUUUCUGGUUGCCCAAAAAUACAAGACAAUGGAACCCUGAAUGCUGGACCAGUCAACUCUGGAGGGAAUAGGCCGACAGUUCCUGCCAGGGUAUACGCUAUAGAUGACCAGCCUGUACCUGACUCCUCGGAAGUCGUGGAAGGUACUCUUCCCAUCUUUCAUCGAUUAGUCAAAGUAUUAAUUGACCCUGGUGCAACUCAUUCAUUCGUGAAUCCAACUUUUAUGUCUGGAAUUGAUGUGAAACCUGUUAGAUUACCCUUUGAUCUUGAAGUUAGGACACCAAUGGAUAAUAAGAAUGUAAUCACUAGUUUAGCUUAUAAGAAUUGCGAAUUCUGGAUCGGAAAGCGAAAAAUGCUAGUGGAUUUAAUCAGUUUGGACAUAAAAGAUUAUGAUGUUAUCAUAGGAAUGGAUUUCCUAGGCCACCAUCAUGCUAAGCUUGAUUGCCAAGCGAAAGUGGUAGAAUUUUGUAUACCUGGAGAAGCAACCCUGAGGUUAGAUGUUAAAGGUAGGUUAACAUCGUCUGCUAUAGUCUCAAGAAUACGGGCGAGGAAAAUGUUGUCUAAGGGAGCGCAAGGUUUCUUAGCCUUUUUGAUUAAUGCUCCCAGUGAUCAAGUGAAGUUAGAAUAUGUACCAGUGGUACGAGAAUUUUCGGAUGUUUUUUCCGAAGAACUAAAGAAUUUACCGCCAGAGAGAGAAGUGGAAUUCAAGAUUGACUUGGUGCCGGGAACGGCUCCGAUUUCUAAAACUCCGUACCGAAUGGCUCCUGCCGAGCUAAAGGAGUUAAAAAUUCAAUUGCAGGACCUGUUGGAGAAAGGUUUUGUGAAUGAGAGUGAUUCACCCUGA